AUGAAGCCCCUUAUUCGGCUCCCAAAUUCCACCUCAAGACUCCGACCCACCUCCACCGCACCGUCCUCUACCUCCACCACCGCUUCUCCACCGCCUCAUCGCCACCGCUUAUCAAAAGACAAUGACGAUAACUUCGUAGCAUUGCUAAACGACAUCGUGCGGAGCAAGCAGAGUUGGAAUUUGGCCCUCAACAACCCCUUUAUAUCCACCAGCCUCAACCCCCGCCAUAUCGAAAGAUUUAUCAUCCAAAAUCAGCAAGAUUCAAGGUUAGCCCUUCGCUUUUUCAAUUUUCUUGGUCUGCAUAGGAACUUCCACCAUUCUACGAUGUCGUUUUGCAUAAUGGUUCACUCCCUUGUCCAGUCCAAUUUUUACUGGCCUGCCUCUUCGCUUUUGCAGACCCUUUUGCAAAGAAAGGAGGAUCCCAGUUCCAUUUUUGAAAGCUUGUUUGACUCUUAUAAAAGAUUCAAUUUUUGUUCGGCUUAUGCGUUUGAUUUGUUGAUUCAAAGCUAUGUUCAGAAUAGAAAAGUGUUGGAUUCUGUGGUGAUUGUGAAAUUAAUGAAAGGGUGUAAUGUGUUCCCAGAGGUGAGGACUUUUAGUGCGGUGUUACAUGGAUUGGUUAAGGUAAGACAAUUCAACAUGGUUAUAAGUCUGUUUGAUGAGCUGUUUUCCGGUUCAGGACUUCAGCCGGAUGUUUAUGUAUACAGUGCUCUGGUUAGGAGUUUGUGUGAAUUGAAGGAAUACGAUAGGGCGAUGGAAGUGAUGAGUUGGGUCGAAAAGAACUGCAAAUUGAAUGUGGUCAUAUAUAAUGUGUUGAUUCAUGGAUUGUGUAAAGGUGGGAGAGUUUUUGAGGCUGUUGAUAUUAAGAAAACACUGGGGUUCAAGGGUUUAGGAGCUGAUGUUGUUACAUAUUGCACGCUGCUUCUUGGACUGUGUAGAGUGGAGGAGUUUGGGAUUGCUCGAGAAUGGGUUGAGGAAAUGCUGGAUUUGGGGCUUGUUCCAAGUGAAGAGGCUAUUUCAAAUGUAGUUGACGGGUUGAGAAGAAAAGGGAAUGCUGGCAGUGCUUAUGUUUUGCUCGAUAAGGUGGGGAGAUUUGGGACAAUGCCUAAUUUAUUUGUUUGUAAUGCCACGAUUCAUUCUUUGUGUAAAGAUGGGAAGCUGGAUGAAGCAAAUUCGUUGUUUGGGAAGAUGAAUGAGAUGGGGUUGCUCGUAAAUGAUAUAACUUACAACAUUAUUAUUGAUUCAUUUUGCAAAAGAGGGAAAAUGGAUGAAGCCUUCAGCGUUUUUGAUAAAAUGCUCAAUGUUGGAAUAAAACCAACUGUUUAUCCCUACAAUAUUUUGAUUAGUGGGCAAUGCAAGUUGGGAAAAUUGAAUGCAGCAGGGUCUCUGUUUGUUAAGAUGAAUGAUAAGGGAUUGACUCCCACUGUGGUAACGUAUACUUCAUUGAUAGAUGGUUACUGUAAGAAAGGAGAAGUGAACAAGGCAUUAAGGCUACAUCAUGAAAUGACAGGAAAGGGGAUUUCACCAAAUGUUCGUACUUUCACGGCGCUUAUAUCUGGUUUUUGUCGUGCAAACAUGAUGGCUGAAGCUAGUCAAUUAUUCAAUGAAAUGGUUGAAAUGAAAAUUAUACCAAAUGAGGUUACCUAUAAUGUUUUGAUUGAAGGGAGCUGUAAUGAAGGCAACGUGGCAAGGGCCUUUCAGUUGCUCGAUGAGAUGGUGAAGAAAGGUCUUGUACCGGAUACCUAUACCUACAGGCCUCUAAUAACUGGGCUUUGUUCUAUGGGUAGAGCAUCUGAAGCUAAAGCAUUUGUCGAUGAUCUUCUAAAAGAGCAUCAUGAGUUAAAUGAGUUGUGCUAUUCUGCACUAUUACAUGGUUAUUGCAAGGAAGGAAGAUUGAAGGAUGCAUUGAGUGCUUGUGGUGAGAUGGUCAAAAGAGGUAUCGCCAUGGAUCUUAUAUGUUAUGCUAUACUUGUUCACGGGAUUCUCAAACAGAACGAUACGAAACUGUUAAUAUCAAUUUUCAAGGAGAUGCUCAGCCAAGGAUUGAAGCCUGAUGGUGUGAUGUAUACUAACAUGAUUGAUAUGUAUGGAAAAGCUGGAAAUCUUGAAAUGGCGAUCAGCCACUGGGAUAUAAUGGUAAGUGAAGGGUGCAUCCCAAGUGUUGUGACUUACACUGCGAUGAUAAAUGGCUUAUGCAAGGCUGGUAUUGUUGAAAAAGCAGAGAUUCUUUGUAAAGAAAUGUUGAUUAGUGGCUUAAUACCUAACGAGAUCACAUAUGGGUGCUUUCUUGAUCAUCUUACUAAAGAAGGGAAUAUGGAGGAAGCCAUGCAGCUACAUCAGGCAAUGCUUAAAGGGUUUCUUGCAAACACCAUCACAUACAAUAUGCUAAUUCGAGGUUUUUGCAAGUUUGGCCAAAUUCAGGAAGCUGCUCGGGUCCUAGUCGAAAUGACCGAUAAUGGUAUCUUUCCAGAUUGUAUAAGCUACUCGACGAUUAUCUAUGAAUGUUGUCGGAGGGGUGACUUUCAAGGAGCCUUCCGACUAUGGGAAUCCAUGCUAACCCAGAAUCUGAAGCCUGAUGCCGUGGCUUAUAAUUUACUAAUAUAUAGAUGUUGUGUUGCCGGAGAACUGAACAAGGCUUUUAAAUUGCACGAGGAUAUGGAUAGACGAGGUCUGAAGCUAACUCGGGCAACCUAUGCUUGCCUUCAUCAGACUUGCUUCACAGGAUCACUCAGUCCUACCAGCAGCUAA
This is a messenger RNA of Fraxinus pennsylvanica, 2745 nucleotides long. The record is from the annotation of a GenBank genome assembly. Lineage: Eukaryota; Viridiplantae; Streptophyta; Magnoliopsida; Lamiales; Oleaceae.